This is a messenger RNA of Arabidopsis thaliana (thale cress), 1097 nucleotides long. It is a transcript of the gene NUDT21, whose product is annotated as nudix hydrolase homolog 21. Gene Ontology annotation, biological process: cellular response to phosphate starvation. Lineage: Eukaryota; Viridiplantae; Streptophyta; Magnoliopsida; Brassicales; Brassicaceae. Gene Ontology annotation, cellular component: chloroplast. Bases 173 to 769 code for a protein of 198 amino acids. Gene Ontology annotation, molecular function: inositol phosphate phosphatase activity; hydrolase activity; pyrophosphatase activity. The record is from RefSeq and is marked reviewed. The transcript has 2 exons.
GUGAGAUUUUCCAUAUAAAGACGCUCGCAAACCCAAUCCUCUUUCACAAAUCACAAAUCACAUCUCUUCAUCUUCCUCGGUUUAUCCAAAUCCUCAUUCAGACUUCAUCAAAUCGUUUCUUGCUUCCGAUCCGAAAUUUGCGGCGGGAAAAGAAGAUAACAUCAACAAAAAAAUGAUUUCUCUAUUCAUCUCAAACUUUUCAAACUUAUCAAACUUAUCUCCGACCUUUGAUAACAUGAACAUGAACAUCCCAUCGAAGAAGAUCGUACCGGUACCGACACCGAGUGAGAAAGUUGUCUCUUUGGUAUCUCGAACCGGACGAGAUCUCCAACGUUACAACACCGCAGGGUAUCGUCAAGUCGUCGGAUGUGUACCAUAUAGAUACAAGAAACACGGAGGAGGAGAAAUUGAAGUGCUUUUGAUAAGUGCACAGAAGAAAGGGAAAGGAAUGUUAUUACCAAAAGGAGGUUGGGAGAUUGAUGAAUCAAUAGAAGAAGCUGCUUUAAGAGAGACAAUUGAAGAAGCUGGUGUUACGGGUCAGCUUGAAGAAUCACUUGGGAAAUGGCAAUACAAAAGCAAAAGACAUACUAUGAUUCAUGAUGGUCAUAUGUUUCCUUUGCUUGUUAGUCAGCAGUUUGAGAUAUGGCCUGAAUCUGAAUUCAGACAACGCAAAUGGGUUUCUUUGUCUGAAGCGAUUGAGUUGUGUCAGAAUUCGUGGAUGAGAGAAGCUUUGGAAGCUUUCAUUAACCGGAAAUGCCAGACCCAAUAAGGAUAAUGUAGCAUCUCUGGGAACAAAGAGCUCUUCAUUUGGAAGCAGAUGCAUAUAAUUGAAGAGCAGGUCCUCAAGUUUAGUGUUCUGAUUUGAUUCAUUCAUUUGUUAAUGAUGUUAGUAGACUAAUUGAUAAUAACUGAUUGUUCUGAAUGAUUGUCUUCACAACAUGUAAUGUGUACAUAUAUAAAAUGGAUCAAUCUCAUAGAUGUAAUAACGACUUGGUCUUCACUUUUGAUUUCUUAUGAUUUUCAAUUUGUUGGUGUUAUUUUUUGAAAAAAAUGCAGAUUAGGCGGUGAUGAAUAAUUAUUGACGAGACCAAGGAAAA